Messenger RNA from Caenorhabditis sp. 36 PRJEB53466, 455 nucleotides. The record is from the annotation of a GenBank genome assembly. Lineage: Eukaryota; Metazoa; Nematoda; Chromadorea; Rhabditida; Rhabditidae.
AUGUCCCAAGUCACGCCGGCCGAGCAGGAAGAGCAACGGAAAGUGGUUGAAAAGUUCAAACAGCUGCGUGACCAGCAGCAGGACAUCGCCACCGAAGUGACUCGUAUCGAGGAGGAGCGACGCGAGUUCGGACGCGUCCUCAACGUCAUAAAGGAUCUGAAUCCGGAUCAAAAGUGCUUUCGUCUGAUAAGUGACACGCUAGUCGAGUACACCGUCAAGGAUGUGGUCCCCGAUCUCCAGAAUAACAUUGCUAAUGUGAGAUUUGGCUGAAUUUUUCGCAACGCAUUCAUUCGUUUUAGCUGACAUUGCUGUCCGAGCAACUGAACGAGCGUCUCGUGGAGAAGGGGAAGGAGCUUAACGCGCACAAGGCGACGUAUAACAUCCGUUUUCUAACCGAAAAGGAAUCUGCCGAUCUGCAAAAGGCACAAGCUCAAGGACAACUUCCAAAGGCCUGA